UUGCUGGUAGUCGCAUGCAUCCUUGCCGAGUUACGCCACGCAAACUGCGAGCUCAAUUGGGGUGUAUUUAUCCUGCUCGCCUUUGUUGGCUUUUUUGUGGUCAUUGUCGCCCCGGCUAUCGUCUGGCGCGCACAGCGGUACAAGGAUGCCCAUGGAAUACGGAACGAGAUCCUGAUAGAUUUGACAGCGGGUACGAUCUGCUGUAUCAUGGCCAUCAUAUGGUACUAUCGUUUUAACGGCACGCUGGUCAGGACACCUGAAGGCGUUUAUUUUGACAAGUUUUUUGCUCCGCGCAAUUGGCUCGUAUUCUUUACUACGAUCAGCCAUUUCACAUCGGUCGUGUAUCCCAUCUCCCAGCUGCUACCGGAAUGGUUUAAGUUUCGAACGCGAAACGAGGACAGAAGCAGCUGUCAUAGCGGCGAUCGACGUGGUUCCCAGAGUUCACGGACAGACCGGCCCAAUGUUCCUCAAACGCCUGAAGCACUCGAAAAGCUACUGCGAGAUCCGGAGGCGGUGGAAGAGCUCGUACAACUGGCGGUGCAAGAUUUCAGUUCUGAAAACGUGCUCGCAUACAAGGAAUAUUUGAACCUCGUCGACCGGCUC
Molecule: messenger RNA, 603 nt
Organism: Zychaea mexicana
Lineage: Eukaryota; Fungi; Mucoromycota; Mucoromycetes; Mucorales; Lichtheimiaceae
Exons: 1
Source: RefSeq, a predicted model, not a curated record